Molecule: messenger RNA, 2813 nt
Organism: Lingula anatina
Lineage: Eukaryota; Metazoa; Brachiopoda; Lingulata; Lingulida; Lingulidae
Product: 5-phosphohydroxy-L-lysine phospho-lyase
Cellular component (GO): mitochondrion
Molecular function (GO): pyridoxal phosphate binding; transaminase activity
Source: RefSeq, a predicted model, not a curated record
GAUUGGACGAUUUUGAUGACGAAAGCGUUGACUGCCAUCAAGAAUAACACAGGGAACCACAAAAGCACACCGUUGACAGUCUCUGCAUGGUUCUUUUUACGUCCACAACGUAACAGCCCAGUUAUGGAGAAACUGAAAAAGGAAGAAACGAUUGAGUUGCGAAGGCGGCACAUAGGAGAAUCCUGUAAGCUGUUUUUCAAAACCUCACCAUUGAAAAUAUUGAGAGCAGCAGGCCAGUAUAUGUAUGAUGAAAAUGGAACCAGAUAUCUUGACUGCAUUAACAAUGUUGCUCAUGUUGGCCACUGCCACCCAGAUGUUGUCAAAGCUGGCACAGAACAGAUGGCUGUACUGAACACAAACUCACGCUUCCUACAUGACAAUAUUGUGCAUUUGGCAGAGAGGCUCACAAAAACCAUGCCAAGUAAACUCUCUGUUUGCUACUUGGUGAAUUCUGGGUCUGAAGCCAACGACCUUGCAUUGAGAUUAGCCAAAGCACACACAAAAGGCACUGAUGUGAUUGUUAUGGAUCAUGCAUACCAUGGACAUUUGGUAUCCCUCAUUGACAUCAGUCCAUACAAAUUCAACAUGCCUGGAGGCGAGGGGAAAAUGGACUGGGUACAUGUGGCUCCAUGCCCUGAUGUUUACAGGGGAAAAUACACAGACAAAACUCACCCUGGAGAGGACAUGGGCUUGCUGUAUGCUAAUGAGGUCAAAGCCUUGAUAGAUGGAGCUCACAAACAAGGAAGGAAAAUAUCAGCAUUCUUUGCUGAAUCUUUACAGAGCUGUGGAGGGCAGAUUAUCCUGCCACCAAAUUACCUCAGAAAUGUUUACAAGUAUGUCCAUGAAGCUGGGGGUAUUUGUGUAGCAGACGAAGUACAAGUGGGUUUUGGAAGAGUAGGAGAUCCAUAUUGGGCAUUUCAACUUCAGGGAGAUGAUAUUGUUCCUGACAUAGUAACAAUGGGCAAACCCAUGGGUAAUGGCCAUCCUGUUGCUGCUGUCUUAACAACCAAGGAGGUGGCACAGUCCUUCACUGACACUGGAAUUGAAUACUUUAAUACAUAUGGUGGUAACCCAGUGUCCUGUGCCAUAGCCUCUGCUGUGAUGGAUGUGAUAGAGAAAGAAGGACUGGUACAGCAUGCCAGAGAAGUGGGGAACUACCUUCAAGACAGACUUGGGGAACUGCAGAAGAAACAUCAAAUUAUUGGAGAUGUUAGGGGUGUUGGUUUAUUUGUUGGUGUGGACCUGGUAAAGAGCAGGGAGACAAGAGAACCAGCUACUUCAGAGGCACAGCAUGUAAUAUACAGAUUAAAAGAGAGUCACAUUUUGCUGAGUUCAGAUGGUCCAUAUCGUAAUGUGUUAAAGUUCAAGCCUCCUAUGGUGUUCAGCAAGGAAGAUGUAGACUUUGUGAUCAAGUGCCUAGAUAGUGUUUUCUCUGAAAUGGAGGAUGAUCCACUUAUCCUCAGUCUAACCUGCACUGCUGCCUCUGCCAAAGUUACCAAUGGGGAGAGUAGUCUUGGGGCUGCAAAGGGAAAUGCCAGUAAUGGUGAUAUUGAGGAUGACACUCCAAAGAAGAAGUUGAAGCUAUGUUAAAUCAUUAUGCAGCAACCUAAUAUCUUUGAGAGAGGUUGACAUUGGUUGAGCUAGGUAUCAGGAUAUAUACCUGCAAAACUUAUAAUGCAUUUUAGGGCAUUUAUUGUGUAUGAUGAUAAAUGAGUAUGUGUUGUUAUUGUAAUCACACUGUCAGGAAGUUCUCUAAUCCAUUGUUUUAAAGCAUUAAGUGGGGGGAUGGGAUGUUUGUGAAGCACAUUAUUUAUUGAUGAGAAAUUGUCUUUCAGCACAACAAUCACCAUGAGCUAAACUUCUAGUUCACCAUGGCCAUGUUUCAUAUUUUCACCCUUAUUAUGCCCUCCUGUAUUUUCAGUAAUUAUAUAUUGAUACUAACAAAUUAUUACACAAAGAUGCAUUUAUAAAUAAUUCUGAAUGUUGAGCAGGCUACAUAAAUCCUAAAAAGCUUGAAUUAAGCACCCUAUUGUAUGUGCUUGUAUAGCUGUGAUCAGAAGUCUGUUCUUUCAGUGCCAUUUGCAUGCAAGACCUUGACUCUGAUUUAAAUUGUACUAUUCAAUAUCUUUAAUUUUUGGAAAUCCAGUUAUUUACUAGUAUAGCUCCUAUGAGGUGCUUAUGUAACGAUUUAGGUCGGAUCAUUUAUUUUACACAGUGAAGGUACCAUCUACCAGGGCCGCAGAUUAAUUAUACAUAUACUUUUCUUCUCUCACAUCAGUGGAGAAAUGUGCUGUGAAUCAGCCAGAGACAUAUCUGUGAAUAUCUAGUGAAAAAUCAAUCUGCAGAGGGUACAUCGUAGGGAUCUUCCUGGUCAUCUGAGGUCCUGUACUGCCGUAAUACUGACUUAUACUGCCCGUCAUUACUAUUUCUCUUUACACAUACACAAAUAAAAGUCCAAAACCAAUUUUUUUACGUGCCAAUUUUACACACAAAAUGUGAGUGCUGGUGGACAGAUAUGUUCUUUUAUCUCAUGAGGUUUAUAGCAUUUAAGUGCUGAUCACAAAUUUUUAACUUGAAUUUUAAAAUGAUUUUACACCAUAAUGAAUGUAUCUAGAAGGUGGUGCAAGGAAUCAAAACACAUGCAAAUGUCAAUGCAAAAUGAAUGUAAAGGAUAUAAAAAAAUUUAAGGUGAUGAUAUAUUGCUUUUUUGAUUUAGAUUUGUUUUCUCCACUUUGUGAUUGUGCUGGUUAAAUCUAUUACAGCCACAUUGGAAAACGUCAUCAUAUUGAUGAUGAAAUAAAUCUUAGAAUCAG